AGGAAUAUUUAACUGUGAUUGAUCGAUGUGCUUACAGUUACGAUUAAAACUUUUUCGCAUGUCGUGACUUUGAAGUUCUUAAAAAAGGAUCUUACGACAGUCAUCGAAGUGUUUGUUAUCCGUCAUAUAUUUUUGACAUAAAGAAAUAUGUCAUUGAACACGGCGCAUACCAACGGUGGAGUUCUUCUCCACGCAGGUGAAUGCAUUAUACUCUUCUCCGACAAUGUCACGAUGGAAUUUCACGGACAGGAGCAGCCGGAAUUCAUCGGGAAGAAGCAAGGCAGAUUGUACUUGACGACGCAUAGAAUGAUUUUUAACUCCAAGGACCAAAGGGACAGGAUGCUGUCCUUCAGCUUUCCAUUUGUGACAUUGAGCGAAGUUGGAUUGGAGCAACCAGUAUUCGGGGCAAAUUAUAUAGGUGGCAAGUGCCGUGCCCAGCCGAAUGGUAACUGGAUCGGAGAAUGCAAAUUUAAGUUACGAUUCAAGAGCGGAGGAGCAGUGGAUUUUGCGCAAGCUUUGUUGAGAGUAGCGUCAAUGGCUCAACGCAAUGGGCCUUCCAAUGAUGCGCCACCACCAUAUACCCCUCCAUUAUCCGAUUGGUAUCCUGCGCAACCUUCAGCUUAUCAGCCUCCACCAACUGGAUAUUAUGGAUGGAUACCUCCAACCAAUGUAUUUCCCGAUGUUCCACCAGGAAAUACGGUCUUUGUGACGGAUAGUCCGCCACCGUAUCCCGGUAUACAGCCGGGAUAUGGAUAUGCAAGCGGGCCGCCGCAUCAAGGUGCCGGAGGUGUAGGUAUGGGACAGUCAGGAUCUCCCGGAUGGGCUAAUCCGAAUUACAACGGCCAGCCGAUGUCUCAAGCAGAUGCAAAAGCCGCUGAAGCUGCGCAGAGCGCAUAUUAUGAUCCUAAUAGACCUCAAUGCGCUUACGUUCCACCACCAGAAUAUUACGAAAGUCCGCCGGCUUAUGCUAAGAAGUAUCAGUGAAUAUUUGUUGCAAGUGAAUUAUAUAGUGCAAUCGAUAUGCAUUCCACUUUAGACGAAUACUGCAAAAUUGUAUGUUGUCGUGUAUUUAAUAUUUCAGACAUAUGUACACUAUGUUCAUUAUACAGCAAUUCUUGAAUUUUCAAAAUGCGUAGAUUCAAGAUGAAGGCUGAAGAUGAAUGCUACUAUUGUUACAGCGCUAUGCAACGUUAAAGCACAGGCAUUAUAUAUUGUAAGGUAUUUGCAACUAUGUAUUAACGCGAGUAUUUAAAAUUACUUCUUAUGUA
Molecule: messenger RNA, 1268 nt
Organism: Camponotus floridanus (Florida carpenter ant)
Lineage: Eukaryota; Metazoa; Arthropoda; Insecta; Hymenoptera; Formicidae
Gene: Wbp2
Product: WW domain-binding protein 2
Exons: 6
Coding region: 148-984 (278 amino acids)
Biological process (GO): positive regulation of DNA-templated transcription
Cellular component (GO): nucleus
Molecular function (GO): transcription coactivator activity; chromatin DNA binding
Source: RefSeq, a predicted model, not a curated record